UCAAAGUUUGGCCCUACAGCACACCGUAUAGCCUCGCUCCUGCUAGCAUGAAGCUAAAUCAAUGCUAAGGAAGUUGCUUGAUCUUAAAGAUGCAAAUGAAGAUGAGAAUGGACCGAAAAUGAAGCUGUUAAACACAGCUAAAACCAAGACAACAAUGUUGACGUGAAAAUAGAUCAGAAAGGUAGUCGAAUAUAAUUUUGGUAAAGGUGAGACAUGGAUUUCCUUGUUCUUUUUUCCAUCUACGUCGCCGUGGUGCUCACCUGUAUAUUUCUAGUCUGUAAAUACUCAGGCCAGCAGCAAAGCCCCUUUAAUGCACUGCUGAACCGUGUAACAAAGGUAGUCGCACCGUUUACACCAGAGUGGCUCAAAAACUUAUCCCAAUGGUUCAUGCACAGAUUGUUUCAUCAAAGGAACAACAUGUUCAUCUACCUCCAUAUCCUAUUAGAGGUUGCUGUGUAUGCAGAGUUCUCCUAUGAGGUGUUUGGCUUCUGUAGGGAGAUGGACACCACUCUUAUCAACCUUUCCAUGCCUUACGUGUUGCUGGUGAUCAAAACGUUGUUCUUCUACCUCUGCAUAAAGACAGAUCCAGGGGUCUGCAACAUGUGCGUCCAGCGUUUUGAUCACCACUGCAUCUGGGUUAACAACUGCAUUGGUGCUCAGAACACGCGUGUUUUCCUGCUUUACCUCUUCAGCGUGUGUGCUAUGGCAGGUGACAUCGCCCUGCUCACUGGAGACAUGCUGCUUCAUGCUGUGCUCCGCUCAGGGCUCUUAAGAGCCAGUUAUAUUGAUGAGUAUGGCCAGCAGCAGCCGACUGGACCUCUCUUUAUUGUACAGCAUCUGUUUCUGACAUUUCCCCGGAUCGUUUUCAUGCUGGGCUUUGUAAUCUUCAUCUUCUUUCUCCUGGCUGCUUAUGCCCUAUUUCAUUCCUACCUGGCUCUCAUCAACCAGACUUCAAACGAUCGGUCAAAGUUUGCUCACUCGUCUCCCUGGCCAGCUUUCACGGACACCAUCAAAGAGGACAGUGUCACCAAGCUGAUGGAGACUCUCACUGCCUACAAAGUUCUGUGUGGUAAGUGCGGCAAUGGACUGGGCCACGAAUUUGUGAAUGAUGGUCCAGAGGAGGGAAAGUCACGGUUUUGAAUCUUCAGCCACUCGCUCAAGUUUGUCCCCAACAAAGGUAACCGCAUACAAAAGGUCAAGGUGUGCUUCUUUGUCGGCUGUAGUGACAGUAUGGGGUUUUCAUUUGUUUCAACUGUUCUUUUAAUUAAUGCAUUUUAGGUCAAGGAGGAACAUUUUUUUGGGUUUCUUAGGACAGUUGAGUUUUUAUGUUUUUAAGAAUAAAUGAUAGCCAACUUUAAGGUUUGCCAGCCGUUUGAUGUCAAUAUCUCAUUUGAAAGCCUAGUCAUGUCCUAGUUUUAACUGUCCAGCUGGCAGUUUGCUGUUAUGCUGAAGAAAUCUGGAGGGGAGACCACCUCUUUCCAAACAUGUCCUAGUUGAAUAGUUAUACCUGCAGUAAAACUGCUCCACCGCAUAAUGAUACGACCAUGUGCUUAACAGCUGGUAGAGAGUCAUCAGAGUUUAAUACUUAAGUCAUAAAGUCCUAAGAGUUGCCAUUCCACAUGCAGUUCUCUAGAUUAAAGCUGAACAAGUAGAAUAAGGAAAAAAAGGCUAUUUACACCAAAACCUUUUUUUGUGUUGUAUGUUGUCAAGGUAACUUUUUUGUGUCCAGUUUGUGAACAAACAAUGCUCUGUUGCUACACUACACUGUAAUGUUUUUUUUGUUUUGUUUUUUACUGACUGGGAUUCCAUUUUCUUCAUCUACUUGCUGAAUAGCUUUAAGCUUUUAAGUUGUUCUUUCUCUACUGCUCUAGGUAAGGACAAACAGUAAAGAGU
Menidia menidia (Atlantic silverside) is the source of this 1893-nucleotide messenger RNA. The record is from the annotation of a GenBank genome assembly. NCBI's taxonomy places the organism in Eukaryota, Metazoa, Chordata, Actinopteri, Atheriniformes, Atherinopsidae.